Molecule: messenger RNA, 2101 nt
Organism: Vicia villosa (hairy vetch)
Lineage: Eukaryota; Viridiplantae; Streptophyta; Magnoliopsida; Fabales; Fabaceae
Exons: 14
Coding region: 195-1778 (527 amino acids)
Biological process (GO): retrograde transport, endosome to Golgi
Cellular component (GO): Ric1-Rgp1 guanyl-nucleotide exchange factor complex; Golgi membrane
Source: RefSeq, a predicted model, not a curated record
CAUUUUAGUUUUUUCUUUCUGAAAAUUUAUUAUUAAAAUAUUCAACAACAAUAUUUACAUCUAAUUGUCGAUAGUGAAUUUUUCUGCGACUCAGAUCAGAUCCCGUCAGAGAACAAGGAACACUCUGCAGCUCAGAACUCAGAUCAUUACCGGGAUUCCACGCACGAAAAUUCAAACGUUGAAGCCAAAAAGCAAUGCUAAAGGGGAAACUAUCGUUUUUCGGAGGUGGAGAUUCUCGUUCGGUGGAUGACAAUUCGGCAAAGAAUGAAGAGAUUCUUCCUGCAUUGAAGCUUGAAACUGAUAAACAAGUUUAUAGACCUGGUGAUCCAGUUAUUAUCACUAUUCAGAUCUCGAAUCCUUCAAAUGCGUACUCUUUUUUGAUGGAAAGACUCAGUUUUGAAAUCAGAGGCAUUGAGAAAUUGGAUACUCAAUGGUUUGUUACUCAGAAGGCUUUACCUGGUUCAAGGCAAAGAAGAGGUGAACAUGUUUUUGUAGAUUCCUCAACACCAAUCCUAGUAGCAAACCAGAUUAUUAAUGCCGGUGCAAGCAAAUCAUAUGUUGUGAGAACAAUGCUGCCUAGCAUAAUUCCACCAUCGUACAAGGGUUCAAACAUUCGCUAUUUGUACUAUGUUAGAAGUGCAAUAACUGGAGGGUGGCUAAUUCUGGAAAACGGGCAAUCUCGCUCAGAGCCAACGAAAGAUGUUACUGAUUUGGAAGUUCGUAUUCCAUUACAAAUAUGGGUAAACCAGAAAAGCAACGGCUUUCCAAAGGAUGAUGAUAUUGUUCCCUUAACUACUGUACAACUGGAUAUAUUUUGGAAAGAAAUGGAUGGAGAUGCUGAUUGGGUUAGAGCAAAUGAUAUUGAUGAUGGUGUUGAUGAGGAUUAUGACAGCUCAAGGGAUGAUAUAUCAUCUGUUUCUUCAUAUAACCCCACGAAAGAAAAUAUGUACAGAGGCUAUGGAAGUUCUCUAUCAUUGCGAUCUUCCUCUGCAAGAUCAUUGAACAGGGAUGCUUUGGAAGGUCACCGAACAAGUUUAUCUUCAAAUAUAGCACUUCCCCGGUUGUCUGUUGCUGAAGUAUUAUCUGAUUCUGGUGCUGAUGCCCUAUCAACUCAGAAGUCAUUUGCCAUGGAGCAACAGAAGUUCGGGAAGCAAUUUUCUGCAGAAGAUGACGCAGGAGUCUCCUCUUCACCGGAAGCUGGAGGUGUUGAAUCUUUAUCAUCAGAAGGCUUCAUCAGAGGAAGGUCUUAUAACAUCAGACUUGAUGAUCAAAUUUUGCUUAAAUUUUCCCCAAAAAAUUCCGACUCAACUUAUUACUUCAGCGACAUGAUAGGUGGGACUCUAACUUUCUUUCACGAGGAAGGAGCUAGGAGAUGCCUUGAGAUCUCAGUAACAUUGGAAACUUCAGAAACUAUAAAUAGACGCUUCGUCCAUCCUUCUAGAAGGAACUCCCCAACAAUCACAAAGGUUCAGAGUGACCAUCACGAGGUUGUUGCAGAUUUGCUCCAGACAAGUUUCCUUUUUUCUGUCCCCAUGGAUGGUCCAAUGACCUUCUCCACUCCACAUGUAUCUGUACAAUGGGUUCUCCGCUUCGAGUUUUAUACAACUCCAAAAUUUGUGGAUUGGACAAAGUACGAGCAUCCCCUUCUGAUUGAAAGAAGAGAAAAAACCGAGUGGGUUCUUCCAAUUACUGUACAUGCUCCACCACCAAGAACUCCUACUUCUGGCUCAAGAAGUGAGAGACUUUUCUCUCUGGAUCCAAUGUGGGUACACACUUGAAGCUCAAAUAAACCAAAGCUAAAACGAAUGCAGUCCAACCAUCUUAGCUGUCUUAGCACACCUUAAACUUCAUCCUUCAUGUACAAAACUCUUGCAUAAUAGCAGCUAGCUAAAUGUCUAGAAUGAUUCUUUUGUAGCAUACCAGAAUUAAGACCAUUUGUUGACUCUGGCAAUUUCUAUAUAGGUCUUAGCAUUUCUUCAUGUUUUCUGUUUUUCUUAUUUGCCUUUGUUACUGGGGUGAUUUAUAUCCCCAUUGUUCAUGUGGGUUCUUGAUCUUGUUCCUAUAUUUUGCAACGUCAAGUUUUUUUUGUAGAUUUUAUGAA